Trematosphaeria pertusa is the source of this 522-nucleotide messenger RNA. RefSeq lists its product as uncharacterized. The record is from RefSeq and is a predicted model, not a curated record. The coding region runs from base 1 to 384 and encodes 127 amino acids. The transcript has 2 exons. NCBI's taxonomy places the organism in Eukaryota, Fungi, Ascomycota, Dothideomycetes, Pleosporales, Trematosphaeriaceae.
AUGGACGCCUUGGAAAAGCGCUUCCACCUAGAGAACGUACCUUAUGAUAAAUUAACCUUACCCUACCAGCACCAAAACAUCCGGCCCCCAAUCUCAACCGGCCGCAUUCUCGCCCACGGUCUCGAAACCAUCGCAGACCCCUCCCCUCGCACCAAACAUCCGAGCCUAACUGCCCCAACUACCUCGAACCAUUCGCGUCAACAAGCAACAGCAGCAGCACCUCCAAGACAGGCAACGAGCAAACAGCCAUCCACUCCGCCAGCCUGCGUUCCUGGCUCUCCUCCAAAUCCCCCUGCCCAAUGUGCCGCGCCCCGCUAUUCCACCCCUUCUCUGACGUUGAGAGGAGUCUGGAGUUGUUUCACCGGAUCCAAGGGGGUUGGAUGAGAUCUGGGACAGGGCUGGGGCGAUGUGGGCGCGGGCCUAGUGCGCGUGCAGGCUUGAAUGGUCGGCGAUGACAAGGUCAGUAGCGAGAUUUAGUAAUCGCAAGACGAUGAUCUUGCAGGAAGACUGAAAGGAUAGAAA